GGCGCCUCCCGCGCGGGCCGUCGCCGCCAAUCCCGGCCUGCCUGGGGCCCGUUUCCAGGACGCCUUCCCGGCCCGCACGCACCCAUUGGGCAGAUCGAACGUGAGCGCGACGGCGAUUGGCUGGGCGGCAAGAGCUUUGCAACAUUCAAACUUCUGCUGCAGCAAUAGCAGCAGCUUCUCGGGCUGCAAAGGAGCGGCGGAGCGAGAGCGAGAGCGAGAGCGCCCGGCCGGCCUUCUUCCUUCCCUCCCUCUCUGGGCAACGGGUGACCCGCCGCGCCCCCUGCCAUGGCCUCGCAGAACACCGACCCCGGCGCUGCCGCUCGCGCCUCCAGGAAGGCGGCCGAGACUGGCGGCGGCGUCGCCCGCGGCUCCGUCCGCAGCAGGCUGCAGCAGGAGCUGAUGACCCUGAUGAUGUCUGGAGACAAAGGAAUCUCAGCCUUCCCUGAGUCAGACAAUCUCUUCAAGUGGAUUGGGACCAUUCAUGGAGCAGCUGGGACGGUGUACGAGGACCUGAGGUACAAGCUGUCCUUGGAGUUCCCCAGCGGGUACCCUUACAAUGCCCCCACUGUCAAAUUCCUCACUCCCUGCUACCAUCCCAACGUGGACCUGCAGGGUAACAUCUGCCUGGACAUCCUCAAGGACAAGUGGUCGGCUUUGUACGAUGUCCGGACCAUCCUGCUUUCCAUCCAGAGCCUGCUGGGAGAGCCAAACGUUGAGAGUCCCCUCAACACAGAUGCUUCAGACCUCUGGAAGAACCAGGCAGCCUACAAGAAAUACCUUCAUGAAUCGUAUGCAAAGCAUAUGAAGAGCCAGGAAACCUGAUACUCUCCUCCCCGCCCGCUCCCGUUGCUCUCUUGUGUCUCCACCCUGGUGGUGUGCCGUCUCCCCACCCCUUCCCUUCUCCCCUGGAAUGCUCUGUGUAUGAAUGCCACACUGUAUUAUAGACUGUUUUUAAAUUUAUUUGGCAUUUUGUCCUGUGGGUUAAUGUAUAAAUAAACAGGUAUUCUUUUUCUAAA
This is a messenger RNA of Rhineura floridana, 1016 nucleotides long. RefSeq names its product ubiquitin conjugating enzyme E2 C (gene UBE2C). The record is from RefSeq and is a predicted model, not a curated record. The transcript has 6 exons. Lineage: Eukaryota; Metazoa; Chordata; Lepidosauria; Squamata; Rhineuridae. Bases 286 to 822 code for a protein of 178 amino acids.